GUACUCCUUCCAGGACGAAGAAGAUAUGUUUAUGGUUGUCGACCUCCUGCUUGGCGGGGACCUGCGUUACCAUCUCCAACAGAACGUGCGGUUCCAAGAAGGCACCGUGAAACUCUUCAUCUGUGAGCUGGUGCUGGCCCUCGACUACCUCCAGAGCAGGCACAUCAUCCACAGGGAUAUCAAGCCUGACAACAUUUUACUGGAUGAGCACGGACACGUGCACAUCACGGAUUUCAACAUUGCCACGAUGCUGACCAAGGAGCUCCAGGUCACCACCAUCGCUGGCACAAAGCCGUACAUGGCACCUGAAAUGUUUGACCCCACCAAACCCACUGGAUAUUCCUUCGCCGUGGACUGGUGGUCAUUGGGAAUCACUGCCUACGAGCUGCUCCGGACCCGGAGGCCGUAUCACAUCCGCUCCAACACCUCCCCGAACGAAAUGGCUCGCGUGUUCAGGACGGCGAUGGUGAUGUACCCUGCGGCUUGGUCCGCGGGCAUGGUGUCGCUCAUCAAAAAGUUGCUUGAGCUGAACCCCGAGAAGCGUUUUUCACAGCUGAAGGACAUCCAGGACUUCCCGUUCCUGUCAGACGUGAACUGGGAUGCUGUUCUCCAGAAGAGGAUAAUGCCAGAAUUCAUUCCCUCGAAAGGCAGACUGAACUGUGACCCGACCUUUGAACUGGAGGAAAUGAUCCUGGAAUCCAAACCUCUUCACAAGAAAAAGAAGCGCUUGGCUAAGAGGGAGAAGGACAGCAGCAAGAGCAACUCCCCCCAG
This is a messenger RNA of Eurypyga helias (sunbittern), 772 nucleotides long. RefSeq names its product serine/threonine-protein kinase 32A-like. The record is from RefSeq and is a predicted model, not a curated record. The transcript is spliced from 7 exons. Gene Ontology annotation, biological process: protein phosphorylation; regulation of signal transduction; G protein-coupled receptor signaling pathway. NCBI's taxonomy places the organism in Eukaryota, Metazoa, Chordata, Aves, Eurypygiformes, Eurypygidae. The annotation marks the transcript as partial. Gene Ontology annotation, molecular function: G protein-coupled receptor kinase activity; G protein-coupled receptor binding; ATP binding.